AUGACACAGGAAUUGGCAGUGGAGAGCUGGGGCUACAAACAGAUCAGCAUCCAGAAAUACUCCUACAAGUGGACCAUCAGCAAUUUCCAUUUUCACUUGGAGCGAAUGCAGGGGGCAAACAUUAAAAGUCCCACUUUCUCAUCAGGUGCAAAUGACACACUUGAAUGGUGUAUGAAAAUACACCUGAACGGGGUCGAUGAAGAAAGCAAAGGUUACUUGUCAGUUUCCUUAUGGCUGCUCAGCUGCCCAAAGAAACCAGUAUGGGCGAAGUUCCAGUUGUGGAUCAUCAAUGCUGAAGGAGAGAAAUCCCUAACAAUAAAGAGCCCAGAAUUCUUCAGGUUUCUGCAAAACCAACACUGGGCAUACAAGAAGUUUAUCCCUCGAGAUUUCCUCUUGUCUCUGGAGCCUUGGCUUCUCCCAGACACCAAACUCACCCUGCUGUGCACGAUGGAUGUGGUCCAAGAAACCUUCUGCAUCUCUGGAGAGAGCACGAUGCCAGGGAUCCAGGUUCCAAGGUGCACAAUGGCAGAUGAGCUAGGAGAGCUGUGGGAGAAUCCCAACUUCACAGACUGCUGCUUGGUGGUAGCUGGCCAGGAGUUUCAGGCUCACAAAGCAAUCUUAGCAGCUCGUUCUCCAGUUUUCAGAGCCAUGUUUGAACAUGACAUGGAGGAGAGCAGAAAAAUACGCAUUGAGAUCGACGAUCUGGAGCUGCAAGUCUUCAAGGCAAUGAUGAGAUUCAUUUAUACCGGGGAGGCACCAGACCUCCACAGCAUGGCAGAUAAUGUGCUGGCAGCUGCCAACAAGUAUGGCCUGGUUCGUUUGAAGGUCAUGUGUGAGGAUGCCCUCUGCAAGGACCUCUCCGUGGAGACUGCUGCCCGAACACUUGUCCUGGCUGACCUCCACAAUGCAGAGCAGCUGAAAACCCAGGCACUGGAUUUCAUAACACAUCAUGCUUCUGCGGUCUCUGAGACCACAAGCUGGAAGAAAAUGGUGGGCUCGUAUCCCCACUUGUUGGCUGAGGCAUACAGUUCCCUGGCUUCUGCUCACUGCUCUUUACUGGAGCCCCCUUGCAAACGUCUCAAGCAAUCUUAG
Molecule: messenger RNA, 1092 nt
Organism: Mesocricetus auratus (golden hamster)
Lineage: Eukaryota; Metazoa; Chordata; Mammalia; Rodentia; Cricetidae
Product: speckle-type POZ protein-like
Exons: 1
Coding region: 1-1092 (363 amino acids)
Biological process (GO): proteasome-mediated ubiquitin-dependent protein catabolic process; regulation of proteolysis
Cellular component (GO): nucleus; cytoplasm
Molecular function (GO): ubiquitin protein ligase binding
Source: RefSeq, a predicted model, not a curated record